AUGUUCAACAAGAACAACAACCCCACAAUAGUCAAAGACGUCCCACUUCUAAACAAACUCGCACCAGCCUCACAACAAUACAAGCACGUCUUCCCCAAAAUGCCCGUCGGAAACAGUGAUCAGAAUGCAGGCGCCACUGGCGCCGCCAAAUUUGUCACCUCGGCCCUCGGCAACACCGUCGGCGGCGUCACCAGGACCGUCGGCAACGUCACCGGCGCCGCGACCCAGGGUGUGGGCGACACAAUCACCAGCGCUGCCGGCUCCGCGGGCCGCCCCGUCGGCGACGGCAUUGCCAAUCUCGGCCAAGGCCUCUCGGGCGCACUGAACUCGGUCGGCAAGGGUGCUGAAGAUGCUGGACAGUGGAAGCGAUCCUAA
Molecule: messenger RNA, 375 nt
Organism: Colletotrichum orchidophilum
Lineage: Eukaryota; Fungi; Ascomycota; Sordariomycetes; Glomerellales; Glomerellaceae
Exons: 1
Coding region: 1-375 (124 amino acids)
Source: RefSeq, a predicted model, not a curated record